AUGAAACCGACCUUAGCUGAUGUGGUCAAAGGAAACAGAGCUUUACAGCAGGGAAUGAAAUUGGACUAUUAUGCACCAGUAAUGAAGGAAGCAACGAAGAUCGUGAGGUUGAAUAGAGCGGAAGUUGCAGAGCAAACACAAAAAUGGAAGGAGACGGUUAUUGGAUAUGUAUUGGGUGAAAAUCCUUCUUUCAAAGAGAUGUUAAAGUUUGUGUAUGAAGUGUGGAAUUUCAUUAAUGCACCUCAAGUGUUUCUGCAUGAUGAUGGCUAUUUCAUAUUUAGAUUUAAUUCUGAUGAUGAUAAGAAUAGUCUCAUUCAACAAGGGCCUUAUACAUUCCAUAAUCGACUUUUGAUUCUGAAGCAAUGGGAGCCGAAUUUUCAGAUGAAUAAGGAAUUGACUAGAAAAAUACCUAUUUGGGUGAUUUUCCCAGGAUUGCCUAUACAAUACUGGACUCAGGAAAAUUUGGGGAGAAUAGCCAGCUAUCUAGGGAAACCUAUAUGCUCAGAUAGACUGACAGCUGAAGGGGAGAGGAUAUCCUAUGCACGCAUGCUGGUGGAGAUGGAUGUCUCACAAGAACUUCCAGAUGAUAUGCUAAUUGAAGAAGAAAAAGGACAGUAUAGAGUGCAAACACUGGAGUAUGAAUGGAAGCCUGUAUUCUGUGAAAAAUGCUGCCAAAUAAGUACUCUUGAAGAGAAUUGUGAGAAAGCAGUGAAGAAGAAGGCCAGUGAGUGGAGGGCAAAAACUAUUACUGAACAAGUAAUAGAGAAGAAGGGACAACGUAAUGUACAAGAGGAAAACCAGCCGAGUAAGAAACAAGGAAUGCAAAAAGAGCAGAAUAUGAUAACAACACCAGGACAACAAGACAAAAGGGAACCUGAGCAGGAAAUGGAUAUGCAGACAUUUAAGACAGCCAGAGGGAAAUAG
This is a messenger RNA of Nicotiana attenuata, 924 nucleotides long. RefSeq lists its product as uncharacterized. NCBI's taxonomy places the organism in Eukaryota, Viridiplantae, Streptophyta, Magnoliopsida, Solanales, Solanaceae. The transcript has 2 exons. The record is from RefSeq and is a predicted model, not a curated record. The coding region runs from base 1 to 924 and encodes 307 amino acids.